AUGGACAACCUCUGUGUUUAUGUACUUGAAUCUUCAGGUACAGGAGAAAAAAUGAUGAAAAAAAAUGCAAGUUCUGAAGACUUUUUUGUUCUAAUGGGAUUUUCCAAUUGGCCUCAUAUUGAAGUAGUUCUCUUUGUGGUUAUGUUGAUAUUCUACUUGAUGACACUGGUAGACAACCUGUUCAUCCUCAUCCUGUCAUACCUUUAAUCCCAUCUCCACACUCCCAUGUACUUCUUCCUCCCAAACCUGUCUUUUCUGUAUCUCUGCUACACCACCAGUUCUAUCCCUCAGUUGCUAGUCAACCUCUGGGGCCCAGAAAAGACCAUCUCUUUUGCUGGCUGCAUGAUUCAACUUUACUUUGUCCUCGCACUGGGAACCACAGAGUGUGUCAUACUCGUGGUGAUGUCCUAUGACCAUUAUGCAGCUGUAUGCAGACCUUUGCAUUACAGUGUCCUCAUGCACCCUCAUUUCUGCCACCUGUUGGCUGUGGCUUCUUUGCUAAGUUGUUUUACUGACUCAGCACUUCAUACCUUCUCUACCUUCUGUGUAGCCCUGUGUGGACCUCGCGAAGUGGAUCCCUUCUGUGAAAUUCCAGCACUGCUGCAACUAUCUUGUGCUGAUACUCAUGCUAAUGAGCUGACACUCAUGGUGAUGAGCUCCGUUUUUGUUCUCAUAGUUCUCAUCCUCAUUCUCACUUCCUAUGGUGCCAUUGCCCAGGCUGUACUAAGAAUGAAAUCAACCACUGGGCUUUGGAAAGUUUUGGGCACAUGUGGAGCCCAUUUUAUGGUUGUAUUUCUUUUUCUCAUUACAACCAUGUGCAUAUAUCUUCAGCCACCAUCAGCAAAUUCCCAAAAUCAAGGCAAGUUCAUUGCCCUCUUUUAUACUGCAGUCACACCUAGCCUCAGCACUCUAAUCUACAAGGUCAGAAACAAAGAUGUAAGAGGGGUAGUGAGGAGAAUAGUGGGGUGA
This is a messenger RNA of Lemur catta (Ring-tailed lemur), 969 nucleotides long. RefSeq names its product olfactory receptor 2J3-like. The record is from RefSeq and is a predicted model, not a curated record. Gene Ontology annotation, biological process: G protein-coupled receptor signaling pathway. Gene Ontology annotation, molecular function: olfactory receptor activity. Lineage: Eukaryota; Metazoa; Chordata; Mammalia; Primates; Lemuridae. Gene Ontology annotation, cellular component: membrane.